AGGAGGGGAGCCAACGGCCAAGGAAGGGAACGGUUUGCUCAGUGCUCGAUUAGUCUGGCGAUAUUCAGUGCGGUGUUCUACUGAUUCAGUCUGCAAAUGUAAGCACUUUGAAAAAGCGUGCGUUGUGUGUAUCUCUGCGAAUGUAUGGGGGAGACUGGAGGGUUUUUUUGAAGGAAUUAUCUUAGCGGAGUUCAGAACAGAGGUAAAGUGAUACAGCAGCCUCCCACAACUUUUAAGUAUAAUCACUUGUAAAAGUCCCAGGAAUUCAGAUGCUCUUGUGCUCCUGCAGCAAUGCCAGAAGGUCCCUCUGUAAAGAGAUUCCAAUUACGCUGCUCUCCCUUUGUGGGUCAGACAGUGACCAAAGUGGGAGGACAUACUAGACAGAUGAACCCUGAUGAUCUGAAGUCGCUUACGCUGUGGGACACUCAGAUCCAUGGGAAGAAUGUAUUCCUGGCAUUUGGCACCAUUCAGGAAGUGGUACCCUGCUGUGGCAAUGCUUCUCCUGGACCAUCUGAAUGCAGGCCACCUGUUCCAGAAACAGCCACUAGGGGGGACAACUCCCUUCUCUUGAGGAUGGAAGGAGAUGCUCACCAACCACAGUGCCAUCUGCUGGAGGAGCCUGAAGUCAAUGAAUUGCCACUGCUUACAGAUAAUGCUGCUAGGCAGCCCAGGAAGUGGCUACGCUUCCAUUUCGGUCUGUAUGGCAGCAUCCGAGCCAACGAGUUUGCAAGGGCCAGUAAGGCAAACAAAAGAGGGGACUGGAGAGAUCCAAUUCCAAGGCUGAUCCUGCACUUCAGCAGUGGGGGCUUCCUUGUCUUUUACAACUGCCGAAUUUACCAGUGUUCUUCUCCCACUGCCCAGCCAGCUACUGACAUCUUGAACCCAGAGUUUGAUCGGGAGCAAGCACUGGAAGCCCUUUGUAAAGCCACUCCCGUGUGCUAUACUCUCCUGGACCAAAGACAUUUCUCAGGGCUGGGGAACAUCAUUAAGAAUGAAGUUCUGUAUCUGGCAAAGAUCCACCCGCUUUCCCUUGGAUCUCUCUUGCCACCCUCUGCACUCAAAUCCUUGGUUGAUCAUGCCAUUCAGUUCAGCUUGGAGUGGCUCAACAGCAAGCUACAUGGAUGUGGGUUACACCCACAGAUCUAUGGGAAGGACAAGUGUCCCAUGGGGCAUGAGGUGAUGAAGGGAGCCUUUGGGCCUGUGGAUGGCUUGAAAAGACUUACCUGGUGGUGUCGUCAGUGUCAGCUUGAAGUGCUACCUGAAGAGAUUCACAGUAUCUGAAGUGUUGAGUUCCCUUCCUCCCUGCCCUUUGCAUAGAUCCCGUGGCAGUCAGAUUCUGGUAGGAGGACGAAAUCCAACCACUAUUGAAAUAAGAGCUAGGCCGUGUUAUGGUGUCCAUGGAGAUACCACCAAAAAUUAUCCAUCCCUAUCCUGGCAUUUACAUAGUGGAUCUUCAUGAUCUGUCAAUUGUCUCUGUCCCGUUACUUUGUUUCUGUUAUUUAGUUUAGGUUUCUACCAGUAAAGAUGUUGGCUGCGAAACUGCAAAUGGCACGGCUGGGACAAGGAAUGCUUGCCAGUGAGGAGGCCAUUUUUGACAGCACCACCAAUCAUAGCAAUAGAAGAUGUGCUUUAGCCUGGGGUCAUACCCUUCUUUGACUCAAAACUGUUCAGACUGUUCUGUUCCUUAAGCUCUUGUGUUAUUAUUUAUAAAAUGUACAUAUGUAUUAUUCAAUGCUUGUACUUUGGUUCAUGUAAACAAUAAAGGACUAGUUCUUGUUUAACAUUGAAA
Molecule: messenger RNA, 1789 nt
Organism: Heteronotia binoei (common prickly gecko)
Lineage: Eukaryota; Metazoa; Chordata; Lepidosauria; Squamata; Gekkonidae
Gene: NEIL2
Product: nei like DNA glycosylase 2
Exons: 5
Coding region: 292-1281 (329 amino acids)
Biological process (GO): base-excision repair
Cellular component (GO): nucleus
Molecular function (GO): zinc ion binding; DNA-(apurinic or apyrimidinic site) endonuclease activity; damaged DNA binding
Source: RefSeq, a predicted model, not a curated record